Cyclocybe aegerita is the source of this 504-nucleotide messenger RNA. Lineage: Eukaryota; Fungi; Basidiomycota; Agaricomycetes; Agaricales; Hemipholiotaceae. The record is from the annotation of a GenBank genome assembly.
AUGCCCCUCACUUUCGACCUCGGCACGCCCAUCAACACCGCUCUCUUCCUCUAUAUUCUCUACUCUGUGCAGCGUAUCAUCUUCCCGGGAACCUCCAAGCCACGCAACAUCCCGCACGAGUUCAAGUCGGGAUACUCCUGGAUGCCCAAGGCGCACCCACCGACGGUGCUGUACCGCGUGUACACGCCGAAGACGCUCGAGCCGUUCAGUGGAAGGGAUGGGGGCAGGAUUUUGUUGGCGAUUAAUGGGAUCGUGUUUGACGUUACGGCGGGAAGGAAUUUUUAUGGGCCUAAUGGGAUGUAUGGAAACUUUGCGGGGAGGGACGCCUCUCGUGGCAUGGCGAAGCAGUCGUUCGAUGUUGAGAUGCUUACCCCCGUUGACCAACCGCUCGACACGCUGGCGGACUUGAAGCCAGAUGAGAUUGAGAACAUGAAAGGCUGGAUUGACCACUUCUCCAACAAGUACAUCAUCUGCGGCAAGCUCGUCGAAAACGGUGCUGCCUGA